AUUUGCGGCAAUUGUGGAUACGGGAUCCAAGACAGCCGCCCGGAAUUAUAUUCUUAAUGUCCUACAACUCCGAUAACGUUAUCAUAACAGAGAAAUGAUGAAGAAAGAAGUCAAUAUGAAGACCAAAGAAUAUCUCUGUAACAGGUGUUUGAGCUAUGCGUGUUGAGGCAGAGGAGAACAAGCCAUCAGGUGAACUUUAUCGUCGUGCGCAAUUAUAGGUUACCAGUAUGCAUUAAUUAUGUUUAUGUUUACUUUAUUAACUCAAUUACUAAAAUGACUCGUAAUUUGAUAAUUCUGUUGAUAUUAUGUAAAACAACAUUUGUUUUUAAUAAGUAAAAUGACCAAAUACAUGCUCAUUGAAAGACAUCGCCUACCUGUCCAAAGAAAUAGGCUUUUUUUUCUCACUUAGAUGAUGUAUGCAGAUCUCUGUCAAUUCAACGAGAUAUGCUUCUAAAUAGUGGACGUACAUUUGUUAUCUUACUGUAAUGAUCACAGGACUGGAAUUCUAUUGUUAUCUACGAAGAAAAUUGUUCAGGAGUUAAAUAGAGGUUAAACCUCAUCUAGAUGCUGCGUUUAUAAAUACGGAGGAGUUGUCUAGCAGCAGUUAUGGUGGUGGAGAGGACACUGCUUGCCGCAAGGCAGGGGGAUGUACAAACUCUGAAAGUGCAAUUAGCGGAGAAAGUACUGAACAGCGACGUAAAGGACCUUCUCGGAGCCUCACCUGUCCACCAUGCCGCCCGUGCUGGAAAACUGACUUGCCUACGGUUCCUCGUGGAAGAAGCGGGUUUACCGGGCAACAGUUUGGCGAAUAAUGGCGCCAGCCCCGCACACGACGCUGCUGCCACUGGUAACCUGGCCUGCUUACAGUGGCUAUUAACUCAAGGUGGAUGUCGUACGGUGGACCGGGAUAGUUCUGGAGCCACCGUUCUCCACCUCGCCUCCCGGUUCAGCCAUCACGAGAUCACAGAUUGGCUGCUGAAGAGCGGGGAAGCAGACACUGGGGCGUCCACAGACACUGGGGCCCUGCCUGUCCACUAUGCUGCUGCCAAGGGAGACCUGCCCUCCCUCCGUCUCCUGUUGGGACACAGCCCAAAUGUUGUCAAUUCCCAAACAAAGAAUGGUGCCACACCCCUAUACCUGGCCUGCCAGGAAGGUCACCUGGAGGUUGUCCAAUACCUGGUGAAAGACUGUGUGGCGGAGCCAGGCAUCAGAGCCAAUGACGGGAUGACACCUCUGCACGCCGCCGCCCAAAUGGGCCAUAACACUGUCAUCGUCUGGUUGGUGAGUUUCACAGAGAUCAGCCUGUCCGACCGGGAUGGUGACGGUGCCACGGCUAUGCACUUUGCCGCCAGCCGUGGCCACGCCAAGGUGCUCAGUUGGCUGCUGCUGCACGGCGGCGAGAUCAUCACCGACAGCUGGGGCGGAACGCCGCUACACGACGCCGCUGAGAACGGGGAGCUGGAGUGCUGUCAGAUCCUGGUGGUGAACGGCGUGGACCUGGGCAUACGGGAUCAGGACGGCUUCUCCGCGGCCGACCUGGCAGAGUACAACGGGCACGCCCAGUGUGCCAAGUACCUGCGCAAUGUGGAGAACAUGAGUGUGGAGCACCGCGUCCUUUCCAGAGACCCAUCGGCUGACCUGGAGUACAACAAGCAGCCUGACUCAGGUUUGUCGUCCCCCAACAACACCAUGCCCCCGGCGGGGUCGGGGCAGGCCCAGCAACCCGCCCACUUCGACAUGGGCUCGCCCUCCAGCACUCUGUCCAAUUACGACUCGGCCAACUCCAGUCAGUCCAGCACAGGAGGGAAAAGGAGCGGCUCGCCCCCAUCGUCGCGAGCCCCGGCUGGCCCAACGGAGUCGACCAUCAAUGACAUGCAGACAUACAUGGACAUGCUGAACCCAGACGUAGGGGGUGGAGUUCCCAACAGCAAGGACCCCGCCACCAACGCUGCCACUCAGCAGCCUCCCCCACCCCCACCAGCCUUUCCACCACCCCCUCCCCCUGACUGCCCCUCCCAACUACCCCCACCCCCCGGCUACCCGCCACCCCAGCCCCCCGAGGACUCAGACGCCGAGAUCUACUUGAAGGUGAAGAGCAACCUGAGGCAUGUGGAGAAUGAGGUUUCAACUGAACCGGGCAGCAGACAUAGGACCAACACUUUACAUGUUGCAUUUAUAUUUUUGUUCAGUAUGUUAUAUAUUUACUCACUGCUCAUUGGCCCCUUUCUUGUUUCUACCCAGGAACUGACUCCAGGAGAUCACCACGAUAGGCUGCGUCGGGUGGACUCCAACAGAAAGUCUCGAAACUUCAACAAGCAGCCCAGCACCGGGGACUACUACAAAGCCCUGGGUAGCGACACGGUCGACAACCGUGGGAUCAGAGCCAUGGCGCCUAACGAGGAGGGUUCUGUGCUAUUGGAGGAGCCAACCGACAGCCCCGCCCCCAGCCCGGAGAACGGCACCACGGAGGAGUUGUCCCUCCCUCCUCCUCUUCCUCCUCUCCCGCCUCCCCUCCCCAUCAGCAACCCCACCCCGGCACCCCCUCCUCCCCCACCACUGCCCUCGGAAAUGCCCACCUACCAGUACAGCCCUUCCUCAAACACCAACCAGCGACGCCCCUCCUCCUCUUCAGGAAGCAACAAAUCUUUCAACAUGAUGUCCCCCACCGGAGACAACUCUGAGCUGCUGGCCGAAAUAAAAGCGGGGAAGAACCUGAAGCCCACUCCACACAGUAAAGGCUACACCACUGUCUUCUCCAACAGCGGCCCGCCGGGCAACGACGGAGAGAGCUCUACGUCCCCGCCCCCGACCCGCACGGUCAGCCCGCCAUCAGUCAAGCCCAUGUCCCCGCCACCUGCUGCCAGCGCCACUUCGCCACCCACCACCCCCAGCCCGGUUGGCACUGGCACGCCCCGGACCCUCUCCACCUCUCAGAGCAGCGAGCAGCUCCUCAAUGGGAAUGGCAGCGGAGCAGCGUCGGCAUCUAGCCUGAUGGGUCAGACCAGGAAGGGUAGCCUGGCGGACGUGGAGGCCCUCGUGCCCACACACGAUGAGCAGGGCCGGGCCAUCCCCGAGUGGAAGAGGCAGGUCAUGGUACGCAAGCUCCAGGUCAAGAUGCAGGAGGAGGAAGAACACAAACGCAAGGUGGACGAGGAGGCGGCGCGCCUGGCAUCCAUGCCAGCAUGGCGGAGGGACAUCAUGAAGAAAAAGCUUGAUGAAGAGAAGGAGCAAAAAAGAAAAGAGGAGGAGCGAGCAAAAAAGGAGAAGGAGAGCGAGGAGAAGACGGAGCAGGAGCGACUACGGACCCUGGGUUACGACGAGAGCAAACUGGCGCCAUGGCAACGGCAGAUCAUCCUAAAGAAAGGAGACAUAGCGAAACCGUAGACAGCCCUUCUCCAUGGCACCCCCAGGUCCUUGCCCACAUCAACCUCCCUGUCCAACCCUCUGCACCUUCAUUGUAAACCCCCCCAACCCAACUACCAUGAAGACCCUAAGUCUUGAAUCAUAUACACUAGCUUACUUUACGUCAAGUUGUUUAACAUGACACUUUGUAGAAAGUUCCCACACAUUACCGUACACUACCACAACCUUGCUCAAUGUUGGGCUCUCUUGUGGGGGAUUGUGGGAAAAGUAGUUUUUUACUGUGGUGAUUACAUCUGUCAUGGCUAAAUGUCCAGCCAUUUUUCCUAAAUGUCAUCUGUUUUCCUUGCAUCUGCCACACCCACUACUUACAUUGAUAACUGAGCUCUUAAACUCAACUGUUGUAGGCUACUUACUGUAUGUUUGCUUUUAGUAUGGAAAGUGUCAUGGUCAACGUAAUAAGCAACAGCGUGUUAAACAUAAUCUCCACUAAAGUGUAAUUCAGAGUGCAAUGACGCAGCGAUGCAAUAGUCCGGCAUCCCAUUGUGACAUAGCUACGAGGCUCUGAGGCCACCGUCCGCGGGGGACGUACAGCCCAAAUGCGCACCUCCCCCAUAAUUCCCAACCAACGCGGCUCGUCGUACACGUCCUCUAUUCAUUUGAAUGUGUUGAUAGUUGGAGAAAUUGCUGGAGCUGUGCUGAGAAUUUGAAACGGAGGAAAGCCAACGGUCCAAUAUUCUAGAACACUGCUGCGCGUACACAUACACGUUUUGGACUCCGAUAGAUGCUUAAGACUUACAUAUUUGUUUUCCUAUGACAGCAGGCAUUUCUAUACUGCGUAUAUCCUAAUCUGCAUUUAAUGCACAAAGACAUGGAAUCAGGCCAUUCUACGUAAGGAUGCUAUUUCUCACCGAGCCCAUCUGAACUGCAGAGAUAUUAUUGAAACAGAUGGGAAAUUGAUAGAGGUCCCUCCUUUACAUGUUGUCAUUUUUUUCAGUGGACAUGAAUAUCAUGGUUUUAAACUGCAACCAUAAACAUUUUAAAAAUGGGUUUCAUUUAGCUAGUUCUGGAAAGCGUAAUUUAAAUAACGUAUCAUCUUUAAAUGGAUAAUUAAUACAUUGAGCAUAUAACCCUUUUUUAUUGUUUCAAUGAAUGUCGCUAAAUGUUAAGUUAUUGUGAUCAUGGUGAAUUGUUUGUGUCUUGCAUAUUGUGUCUUAUGGAUGUCAUCAUU
Molecule: messenger RNA, 4591 nt
Organism: Oncorhynchus mykiss (rainbow trout)
Lineage: Eukaryota; Metazoa; Chordata; Actinopteri; Salmoniformes; Salmonidae
Source: RefSeq, a predicted model, not a curated record